AUGUCCGCUUCUUCGUCUGGCCAGCACAAGUAUGCCUGCUCAUCAUGCGCUCGACGAAAGAUCAAAUGCGACAAGGCAGACCCCUGCUCCAACUGCUCAAAGGCGGAAGUGGAAUGUCUCUACGAGGAACAUCCGCCGCCACGGCCCCGCAAGAGAGCCGCCGACGAAGACCUCAUAGCUCGACUUGGAGCUUAUGAAAGCCUCUUGAGGGAUAACAAUAUCGACUUUAGUCACUUUAGCCACUCAUGGAUUCCAUCGGACUUGCAGGGGAAGUUGAAGUAUUCUGCGAGCGGCAGCGAAAGCCCGACCUUAACGCCAGGCACAAACAACCCGGCGACCUCAAAAGACCCCCACGUCGAUAAUCGUUCGGCCGAAUGGGAGCGGUGCUUAUGGACUAGCUUGCCUAUGGAGCUCAAGUUUCCUCCUACCCGUUACUUGCACUAUUCUGAAGACCCUUGCUUGUAUCCGAUUCCACCGCUCCAUUCGAUCAUGUCUAGUGGAGGCUCUACAGGCCACAAACUACACCCCGAGCCUAGGCAGAUCUAUCGACUCUGGCAACAGUUUGUUGAAGCAGUAAACCCCUUGAUCAAGAUUGUUCAUGUCCCCACCAUGCAACAGCAAAUAUUAGAAGCCAGCUGGGGCCUUGAGAAUAUCUCGCCGCCUCUGGCCGCCCUGAUGUUCUCAAUAUACAGUCUCGCAGUCAUAUCACUCUCGUCGGCUCAGUGUGAGGCCACUUACGGUGAACCCAGGCCGACGUUAAUCACUCGCUACCGAGUCGCAGCAUUGAGCGCCUUGAUAGCUGCUGAUUUCCUGACCACAAAAGAUCUACAACUCCUAACAGCGUUCGCACUGUUUCUCCUGACCGAUCCUGAUUCAGAAUUCACAUCCAGUCUCACCCCCACCGCUGUAAGAAUCGGCCAGAAAAUGGGCUUGCACAAACCUAGCCAUCCCAAGGUUUCCUUCUUUGAGAGUGAGAUGCGCAUUAGGCUCUGGUGGCAACUCAAUGCCCUGGACUCUCGAGCCCGCGGAAGCCAUGUUCCCGGAAUGCGACCACCUGCGCUUGUCGAAUUCGGUGACAUUCGUGUGCCGCUGAACGUCAAUGAUUCUGAUCUCCAUCCGGAAAUGACAGAGCCCCCCACGGAACACGUUGGCCCAACGGAGAUGACAUGUGUACUGAUCAAAUUCCAUAUCUUCCAGUGGCUGAGGCACUCCAGCGCCAGCCUUCGCGUGUUUGAGGGCAUCAGCAACACUCCGGAAAAAUCAAAAAGAGCCCUUGAGAUGGAGGACGAUUUGAUUGAUAAACUGGAAUCCAUUUACCACGAAAAAUUCCUUCAGUACCUGGACUUGAAUAUCCCCCUUCACGCUCUGUCUAACGCCAUUGCCAUUCUUGCUUCAUCUCGCCUGCGAUAUAUGGCUCAUCAUCCCCGGUUCCGGGCCGUUACACACAAUGGAGCAGUAUACAUGAAAAAGGAAGAAGGCGAUUUAGCGUUCAAUUCUGCAGUCACGUCAUUGGAAAAGCUUCAAAUAGGAGAACAAAGCCAGUAUUCUCGGCAUUUGUUCACGCACAUCUCAUCCACUUUUCAGCUAGAAACGAAUGUCUACAUCACCAGUGAGCUACGGAGACGAUAUUCUGGGGAGCGCGUGGAGAUGGCUUGGAAACUUGUACAAGACUUUUUCGACGAGUACGAAAAGCUUCUCAGCGACGAGCAGAACAGCUUCUUUGUCGCGCUGGGAGAUAUUACGCUGGAGGCUUGGGAAGCCAGGAGGAGAUACUUCCAGAAUCAUGGUCAAGGGGCUAUGGAUUAUACUCCAUUACCUCGAUUUAUUGAACUGCUGUGGAAUAAGCAACAGCUGAGGAACGGACAGAGCGUGCAGGUGGCUACGACGCUAGACUCGCAGAAUCUGGAUACAUUCGAGCUGCCUGAUGUCCAUGAUGUUGAUUUUGACUGGGAAUCUUGGAGCUCGUUCUGGCGAUUCUGA
Messenger RNA from Clonostachys rhizophaga, 1980 nucleotides. NCBI's taxonomy places the organism in Eukaryota, Fungi, Ascomycota, Sordariomycetes, Hypocreales, Bionectriaceae. The record is from the annotation of a GenBank genome assembly.